AUGGUUCCUGAAACCAAAAUUACUGAAGAUAAAAGCACGAAAAAUCAGAAUAGAGAGACAACAGGUGUGAAAAGCAUCAGCAGAGCUGUCUCCUAUAUCAUGGGAAGAACAAACAUGUCUGAAGGCAGCCCCAUUCUUUCCAGUGCUUUAGGUUCAGUCUUUAGUAAAUGGGUCCUUCCUGUUCUCACCCUGCCUUUCAACAUGGCGGUGUCUCUUUACUUGGCUGCCACUGGACACUACAACCUCUUCCUCCCCACGACGCUCAUUCAGCCUGUAACGUCAGUGCCCAACAUCACCUGGUCUGAAAUCGAAGUGCCACUGUUGCUAAAAUCCAUUCUGGUGGGAAUUGGUCAGGUGUUUGGUUGUGACAACCCCUGGACUGGUGGCAUUUUUCUGCUUGCUGUGUUUGUAGCAUCACCACUCGUCUGUUUAUAUGCUGCAGUUGGAUCAGCAGUGGGCAUGCUGGCAGGCUUGACUGCUGCAGCACCCUUUGCUGAGAUCUACUCUGGCUUUUGGGGCUACAACAGCGUCCUCUCCUGCAUUGCAAUAGGAGGCAUGUUCUACGCUCCCACGUGGCAGACCCACUUGCUAGCAGUGGCCUGUGCCUUCUUUUGUGGCUAUCUGCGAGCAGCACUUGCUAAUUCCCUCUCUGUGUUUGGAUUACCAGCCUGCACCUGGCCUUUCUGCUUCUCCGCAUUUCUCUUCCUGCUACUAACUACAGACAACUCUGCCAUCUACAAGCUGCCACUCUGCAAAGUUACUUACCCAGAAGCCAACCGUGUCUAUUACCUGGCAGUGGAAAGAAACAGGAAGGCAACAGUGAUGACAAAAUAGCAGUCUAAGGCCUGGU
Mauremys reevesii (Reeves's turtle) is the source of this 850-nucleotide messenger RNA. Its product is annotated as urea transporter 2-like. NCBI's taxonomy places the organism in Eukaryota, Metazoa, Chordata, Testudines, Geoemydidae. The transcript has 7 exons. The coding region runs from base 1 to 834 and encodes 277 amino acids. Gene Ontology annotation, molecular function: urea transmembrane transporter activity. Gene Ontology annotation, biological process: urea transmembrane transport. The record is from RefSeq and is a predicted model, not a curated record. Gene Ontology annotation, cellular component: membrane.